UUUUUACUGAAAAAAAGUCGUAGAAACACAUGGUGGCGCUGUAGGAUAAGAUGAAAUUAGCGCAUGGACAACACUGUGGGCUUCGUCAUUGAGGGGAACAGAGACCAAUCCAAGCCACUGAAAAGAGAAAUAGUAAAGGAGCUUCAUCUACUAAAGCUGCUGGAGGGCUAUAUACCCUCCAGGGGGGGUUCUUAUUUUUUAAAAAUUGAGCUUCAGUUUCCAAAAUUAGGGCUGAAAAUUUUUUCUGCAAAAGAGGCUGCUGGAAGGAACCAUGGAGAUCAAAGGGGAGCUAGCUCUGCGGAAAAGGCAAGUCCUGAUUUUCUUUGUUUUGCUGGGAUUAUCUCAGGCAGGUCCUGAAUCUGUGCGAUAUUUUGUGGCAGAGGAAACAGAAGUUGGUUCUUUUGUGGCCAAUCUUGCAAGGGAUCUAGGGCUUGGGGUGGAGGAGCUAUCAUCACGGGAGGCCCGGGUAGUGUCGGAUGAUAACAAAAAGCACUUACAACUUGAUUUACUGACGGGGGAUUUGCUCCUAAAUGAGAAACUGGACCGAGAAGAGCUCUGUGGCUCCACCGAGCCCUGUGUGCUGCAUUUUCAGAUGGUAUUAGAAAACCCUUUACAGUUUUUUCGGGCUGAACUGCAUGUCAAAGACAUAAAUGAUCAUUCCCCUAUGUUUCUAGACAAGCAAAUACUUAUUAAAAUAUCAGAAAGUACCAGUAUUGGAGCCACAUUCCUAAUGGAGAGUGCCCAAGAUUUGGAUGUAGGAACCAACAGUCUCCAAAACUACACAAUUAGCCUCAAUUCUCAUUUCUACAUUAAAAUCCGAGACAACGGUGAUGGAAAGUUGUACCCAGAACUGGUCCUGGACAGAGCAUUAGAUCAUGAGGAGGAGUCUGAGCUCACAUUAACACUCACAGCACUGGAUGGUGGAUCUCCACCCAGGUCUGGGACGACUUUGGUUCUCAUCAAGGUCUUGGACAUCAAUGACAAUGCCCCUCAGUUUGCUCAGAGGCUCUAUGAAGUGCAUGUUCUGGAGGACACACCUGUUGGGGCCUGGAUUAUCACCAUUUUUGCUAAUGAUUUGGAUGCAGGAAAUUAUGGGAAAAUAUCAUACACAUUUUUGCAUGCAUCAGAAGAUAUUCGUAAAACAUUUGAAAUCAAUCCAGUAUCGGGGGAAGUUCAUUUGAGAUCAUGCCUGGAUUUUGAAGUAAUACAGUUCUACACUAUAAAUAUUCAGGCAACAGAUGGUGGGGGUCUUUCCGAAGAAUGUACUCUGCUGGUUAAAGUAAUAGAUAUAAAUGAUAAUCCACCAGAAGUCACCAUCUCAUCAUUUACAAAGUCAAUUCCAGAGAACGCCUCAGAGACUCUGGUUGCUCUUUUUAGUGUCCGAGACCAAGACGCUGGGGAUAAUGGGAGGAUGGUUUGCUCUAUUCAGGAUGAGCUCCCCUUUUUCCUGAAACCAACCUUCAAGAACUUUUUCACUCUAGUUUCGGAAAAAGCAUUGGACAGAGAGACAAGAGCCGAGUACAACAUCACCAUCACCGUCACCGACCUGGGGACCCCCAGGCUGAAAACCCAGCACAACAUAACGGUGACGGUCUCCGACGUCAACGACAACGCCCCGGCCUUCAGCCAAGCCGCCUACACCCUGCGGGUGCGCGAGAACAACAGCCCCGCCCUGCACAUCGGCAGCGUGAGCGCCACGGACAGAGACUCGGGCGCCAACGCGCAGGUCACCUACUCGCUGCUGCCGCCCCAGGACCCGCAGCUGCCGCUGGCCUCGCUGGUGUCCAUCAACGCGGACAACGGGCAGCUGUUCGCGCUCAGGUCCCUGGAUUUCGAGGCGCUGCGGGCGUUCGAGUUCCGCGUGGGCGCGGCCGACCGCGGCUCGCCGGCGCUCAGCAGCCAGGCGCUGGUGCGCGUGCUGGUGGUGGACGACAACGACAACUCGCCCUUCGUGCUGUACCCGCUGCAGAACGGCUCCGCGCCCUGCACCGAGCUGGUGCCCAGGGCGGCCGAGGCGGGCUACCUGGUGACCAAGGUGGUGGCGGUGGACGGCGACUCGGGCCAGAACGCCUGGCUGUCGUACCAGCUGCUCAAGGCCACGGAGCCCGGGCUGUUCGGCGUGUGGGCGCACAGCGGCGAGGUGCGCACGGCCAGGCUGCUGAGCGAGCGCGACGCCGUCAAGCACAGGCUGGUGGUGCUGGUCAAGGACAAUGGCGAGCCGCCGCUGUCGGCCAGCGUCACGCUGCACGUGCUGCUGGUGGACGGCUUCUCGCAGCCCUACCUGCCGCUCCCGGACGCGGCGGCGGCCGAGGCCCGCGCCGACCCGCUCACCGUCUACCUGGUGGUCGCCUUGGCGUCGGUGUCGUCGCUCUUCCUGUUCUCGGUGCUGGUGUUCGUGGCGGUGCGGCUGUGCAGGAGGAGCCGGGCGGCGUCGGGGGGCGGCUGCUCGGUGCCCGAGGGCCCCUUUCCGGGCCACCUGGUGGACGUCAGCGGCGCAGGGACCCUGUCCCACAGCUACCAGUACGAGGUGUGUCUGAGGGGAGACUCGGGGACCGGUGAGUUCAAGUUCUUGAAGCCCAUUAUCCCCAGCCUUCCAGUCCCUGACACUGGUAGAAAUAUAGGAGUAAAUGAGAACUUUAGGAAUAGUUUUGGAUUCAACAUUCAAUAA
This is a messenger RNA of Zalophus californianus (California sea lion), 2668 nucleotides long. RefSeq names its product protocadherin beta-14. Gene Ontology annotation, biological process: homophilic cell-cell adhesion. The transcript has a single exon. NCBI's taxonomy places the organism in Eukaryota, Metazoa, Chordata, Mammalia, Carnivora, Otariidae. Gene Ontology annotation, cellular component: plasma membrane. Bases 272 to 2668 code for a protein of 798 amino acids. The record is from RefSeq and is a predicted model, not a curated record. Gene Ontology annotation, molecular function: calcium ion binding.